CUCUCAGAGUCAGGGAAUCAUUCAGACAGCUGAUCGCUGAGAGGAAUUAUAUUUAUUGGUCAUUAAAGUUCACACAGAUUCGUUUGGACGGAUUUGAUGUGGAGUUCAGGGUGUCACAGUGAAAGGGCCGGACGGUCGAAUCCUCUCCGUUGUCCAAACAUCCUUCCAGGUGAGGCGACACUUGACCUGUGAAUCUUCCGGGGUCGCCCGUUGUGUCCGCUGCUCCCGAUGUGGCCGCCUCGACAGUGAUGACACCGGCUCCUCCGCAGUUGUGCGGGGUAGGAGUAUUUUUUUUUAUCGGGGGUCGUUAUUAUUGUUCCUUAUUGUCCGGAGAGGUAGUUUUUGAGGUUUGAUGAUUGGGAUCCUGCUCUUCUUGAUCCGGGGGGUGGGGUAGAAGUUUGAUUUUUCUCUGCGAACGACUUUCUUGCUCUCUCUUUGUUUCGUGGUUCUAUGGAGAAACAAAAACGCAGUGUUAUUUAUGGACACCUGCUUUAAUAAUAAACUAACCUUUGAACUAUCCGCUCCGAGCGGGAGUUCCCGGUGUCCAAACAUUUUCAUUCCGAUUCCCAUUCCCGUUGCUACCCGGCCUGCUGCGUUCGGCCAGCAUUUUGUUUGUGUUGCUUUGGAUUUCCAGGAUCUGCAGACUUUGUCGCGUUUGUGAUUUACCUCUCCGUUGUCCGUCCCGCUUCCGGCCACUUGUGGCGCUGCUGUGCGGGUCUCCGGCCGUCGGCGACGAUAUGCAGACAUCCGGCCAUUGGUGGCGCUGUGGAGGAACGCUGCUGAACGCAUGCGCGGUGCCGAGUGCCGCUGUUUGGCGGUUCUCCGAUUGGAGCAGGGUUAGACCUGCAGUGAGAGAUUUAUUGGAAGAAAAACCACGACUGAAGUCGAGGGAACAGCAACAAGUGAACCAGCCCGAGGAUUGAGAGCACCGACUGGAGAGAACCCAUCUGACUCGGAGAUUCCAGUGAUUCAGUCAGGAGAAAGUUUGCUGUGCGGACCAACCAUUUAUCUGGGCAGGAAACGUUUACAUGGCUUCAAAACUGUGGCACUUCACAUUGACAAUAGAUAAAAGAAAAUCCCAGCUGCACGUCAACAAAGGGUUAAAAACAACAAGGAAAUUAUCUACGGGGAGGUCAAACACAACACGCUGUUUUGUUGUCUAUGUCCAGAUAUUUAAGAAGUGGAACAAGGGAUUUACUCGAUCAUCAUUCCUACUCAGGCUGUGGGGAGUGAUUCACUCGAUCAUUAUUCCUAUUCAGACUGUGGGAGAGAUUCAUCGAUCAUCUGACCGACUGACAUGCUGUCAAUUUACACGGGGGGAAUCCAUUUAUCUGCUCAGUCAUCCACUCUAAUGGCUCACCAGCGAGUUCACACCGGGGUGUGGCCAUUCACCUGCUCAGACUGUGGGAAGGGAUUCAUGUUGUCAGCUCACCUACUGAGUCAUCAGUCAGUUCACACGGGUGAGAGGCCAUUCACCUGCUCUGACUGUGGGAAAGGAUUCACUUUGUCAUCUAAUCUUAAGCUACAUCAGCGAGUUCACUCUGGGGAGAGGCCGUUCACCUGCUCAGACUGUGGGAAGGGAUUGGCGUUGUCUUCCCACCUACUGAGACAUCAGUUAGUACACACUGGUGAGAGGCCGUUCACCUGCUCAGAAUGUGGGAAAAGAUUCACUUCGUCAUCUCAACUUAAGGUACAUCAGCGAGUUCACACUGGGGAGAGGCCGUUCACCUGCUCGGACUGUGGAAAAGGAUUCACUCAGUCAUCCCACCUAGAAGCACAUCAGCGAGUUCACACUGGGGAGAGGCCAUUCACCUGCUUAGACUGUGGGAAGGCAUUCACACAGUUUGCUACCCUACAAGCACACUGGUCAGUUCACACUGGGGAGAGGCCGUUCACCUGCUCAGACUGUGGGAAAGGAUUCACUUCGUCAUAUAAACUUAAGGUGCAUCAGCGAGUUCACACUGGGGAGAAGCCAUUCUCCUGCUUAGACUGUGGGAAGGGAUUUGCGUUGUCAUCUCACCUACUGAGACAUCAGUUAGUACACACUGGUGAGAGGCCGUUCACCUGCUCAGACUGUGGGAAAGGAUUCACUCAGUCAUCCCACCUACAAGCACAUCAGCGAGUUCACACUGGGGAGAGGCCAUUCACCUGCUCAGACUGUGGGAAAGGAUUCACUUCAUCAUAUAAACUUAAGGUACAUCAGCGAGUUCACAUGGGGGAGAGGCCGUUCACCUGCUCAGACUGUGGGAAAGGAUUCACUCAGUCAUCCCACCUACAAGCACAUCAGCGAGUUCACACUGGGGAGAGGCCAUUCACCUGCUCGGACUGUGGGAAUGGAUUCACUCAGUCAUCCCACCUACAAGCACAUCAGCGAGUUCACACUGGUGAGAAGCCGUUCACCUGCUCGGACUGUGGGAAGGGAUUCACUCAGUCAUCCCACCUACAAGCACAUCAGCGAGUUCACACUGGAGAGAGGCCGUUCACCUGCUCAUUGUGUGGGAAGCGAUUCGCGUUGUCCUCUCACCUACUGAGACAUCAGUUAAUACACACUGGUGAGAGGCCGUUCACCUGCUCAGAAUGUGGGAAAAGAUUCACUCAGUCAUCCCAACUACAAGCACAUCAGCGAGUUCACACUGGGGAGAGGCCAUUCACCUGCUCAGACUGUGGGAAAGGAUUCACUUCAUCAUAUAAACUUAAGGUACAUCAGCGAGUUCACAUGGGGGAGAGGCCGUUCACCUGCUCAGACUGUGGGAAAGGAUUCACUCAGUCAUCCCACCUACAAGCACAUCAGCGAGUUCACACUGGGGAGAGGCCAUUCACCUGCUCGGACUGUGGGAAUGGAUUCACUCAGUCAUCCCACCUACAAGCACAUCAGCGAGUUCACACUGGUGAGAAGCCGUUCACCUGCUCGGACUGUGGGAGGGAUUCACUCAGUCAUCCCACCUACAAGCACAUCAGCGAGUUCACACUGGAGAGAGGCCGUUCACCUGCUCAUUGUGUGGGAAGCGAUUCGCGUUGUCCUCUCACCUACUGAGACAUCAGUUAGUACACACUGGUGAGAGGCCGUUCACCUGCUCAGAAUGUGGGAAAAGAUUCACUUUGUCAUCUCAACUUAAGGUACAUCAGCGAGUUCACACUGGGGAGAGGCCAUUCACCUGCUCUGACUCUGGAAAAGGAUUCAUUCAGUCAUCCCACCUGCGAGCACACUACUCAGUUCACACCGGGGAGACUCUAGACACCUGCUCGGACUUUGGGAAGAGAUUCUCUCAGUCAAAUCAACCAAAUGUGCAUCAUUGAGUUCACACUGGAGAGACCGUUCACUGGAUGUGUGUCCAUCACCGUUGCUGAAUGCAAUUUCGAGACUGACUGUCGGUGCUGAACUCUGCAAUCAUUGCUGCUGCUCACCACACCCAGUUCUGCACCCUGGUCACUGGGCAUGGGAGGAGUUUCUUCUGCUGCACAUUCACCUUUAAUAGGACUGGAGUUUAAUAUUCUGCAUCUGUGACAAAUAAAUC
Molecule: messenger RNA, 3515 nt
Organism: Hypanus sabinus (Atlantic stingray)
Lineage: Eukaryota; Metazoa; Chordata; Chondrichthyes; Myliobatiformes; Dasyatidae
Product: gastrula zinc finger protein XlCGF57.1-like
Exons: 4
Coding region: 1298-3034 (578 amino acids)
Biological process (GO): regulation of transcription by RNA polymerase II
Molecular function (GO): RNA polymerase II cis-regulatory region sequence-specific DNA binding; DNA-binding transcription factor activity
Source: RefSeq, a predicted model, not a curated record